This is a messenger RNA of Protopterus annectens (West African lungfish), 3872 nucleotides long. It is a transcript of the gene TRIM24, whose product is annotated as tripartite motif containing 24. Bases 88 to 3744 code for a protein of 1218 amino acids. Gene Ontology annotation, molecular function: zinc ion binding; protein binding. NCBI's taxonomy places the organism in Eukaryota, Metazoa, Chordata, Ceratodontiformes, Protopteridae. The transcript has 20 exons. The record is from RefSeq and is a predicted model, not a curated record.
AGUUUAUGGCUGCUUCCUGUGGUGUCAAAGCGACUGCAGGAGUUAGGGAAGUUGUUGGAGCGUCUCUCUGUUGAUUAGGUCGGUGGGAUGGAGGCGGUAGAGAGUAAGGGGGUUGAUCCCGUAGUAGCCCACGGGGAAUCGCUACCCUCUAUAGGCGGAGAGAAACCACCGGCUGAGGAUGAUGCCGGUAAAAUGGAGGAUAUUCCCGAGAUUGUGCAGGAUCCAGCAAUAAACACAGAAAAUGAGGCCGAAAGCCGGCAAGAGCAGGGAGAAAAGGCAAAGGAGAAUCCACUAAACCUACUGGAUACAUGCGCUGUUUGUAAGCAGAACUUUCAGAGUAAAAAUCCUAAACUUUUACCCUGCUUGCACACUUUCUGCCAGAAAUGUUUACCACAACCAGAGCGGCAUCUUACAUUGCCUUCAUCGGUCGGUCCACCGAGCCAAGGAGAUGCGGCAGGGCAAGGCAGACAGAUUGGUGUUGUUCGCUGUCCACUAUGCAGUCAAGAAUGUGCAGAAAGGGACAUAAUGGACAACUUUUUUGUGAAGGAUACAGCAGAAGUCCCAACCAGCACUGUGGAAAAGUCGAGUCAAGCUUGUACUAGCUGUGAAGAUAAUGCUGAAGCCAGUGGGUUCUGUGUAGAGUGCUUAGAAUGGCUUUGUAAAACGUGCAUCGAUGCCCAUCAAAGAGUUAAGUUUACGAAAGACCACACUGUCCGACAGAAAGAAGAGGUUUCUCCAGAGGCAGUCAGUGUACCCAACCAGCGGCCAGUUUUCUGCCCCGUACACAAGCAAGAGCAACUGAAGCUGUACUGUGAAACGUGUGACAAACUGACUUGUCGAGAUUGCCAACUUUUAGAACACAAAGAACACAAGUACCAGUUUCUCGAAGAAGCAUUUCAGAAUCAGAAGGUAGCAAUUGAAACACUAACUGCAAAACUGGAUGAAAAAAAGAAAUAUAUUACUUUCACUGCUGACCAGAUCACUCAGAGGAUUAAUGAAAUGAAUGACAACUUCAAGAAAGUCGAACAAGAUAUAAAAGUUGCAAUCUUUACGUUAAUGGUUGAGAUAAAUAAAAAGGGAAAAAAUCUUCUGCAUCAGUUAGAGAGUCUUGCGAAAGACCGACGAGCAAAGCUUCUCCAGCAGCAGCAGGAAGUAGGAAGUCUUGCAAAACAGGUUGAACAUGUCAUGAACUUUGCUGACUGGGCCAUUGCAAGUGGCAGCAGCACUGCACUACUGUACAGCAAACGACUAAUAACCUUUCAACUGCGUCAUAUCUUAAGAGCAAGGUGUGAUGCCUCACCAGUUACUACUAGUACUGUUCGCUUUCACUGUGACCCAAAUUUCUGGGCUAAGAAUGUUGUCAAUUUAGGAUCCCUAGUAAUUGAAAACAAACCACCUGCGCCCUCAACCAACACAAAACAAGUAGAAGAACAGAAUCCCCAGUCCCAGGCAAACAUACCUACUGCAAACCAACUGUCUAGGUUCCCUACACAAAUUAGCUUGGCACAGCUUCGAAUCCAGCACAUGCAGCAGCAAGCUAUGGCUCAAAGGCGGCAGCAGCAGCAGCAACCUCCUCCUCCUCCCCCUCCUCCUCCUCCCCCUCCUCCUCAGCAGAUGCACCAACAACAGCAACCACAACAGCAAAGCCACCAUCAAAUGCAGCAUCCGAUGCAGCAGCAAACCAACCAGCAUGUUAUGCAGCAGCACCAGCUCAAUCAACAUGCAAUGCAGCAACAGUCUAGCCAGCAUUUAAUGCAGCAGCAACAAACCAAUCAGCUUCCAAUGCAGCAACAGCAGAACCACCAUCAUAUUCAAAUGCAGCAGCAAAACCAACACCAAAUGCAGCAAAACCACCAGCUUCCAGUUCAGCAACACCAUCAGCAGCAGCUACAGCAACAACAACAUUUACAGCAGCACCAGCAGCAGUUACAGCUGCAGCAGCAACAGCAGUUACAGCACCUGCAGCAGCAACAGAGACUGGGACAUUCAGUACAACAUGUAAGGGUUCAGGGUUCAACACAAGGUCAGCAGACUGCAGCUUCUCCAUCUAAUCAGCAGCCUCCACGGUUAAUAAGUCUUCAGAGCCUGAGAGGUAAACUGAAUCCUGUUGUUCAAACGCAUCAAAUGAGAAUACUUCAGACUAUGCCUAGACUGGCACCUAAACCCAAUCCACAGCACAUCCCUUUCAUGGCACAGCAGGCUAUAAAGCAGUGGCAGACUUGUAGUGAGCCAGUAUUAUCUAGUCCACCGGCAAGCAGCAGCAACACAGCAUCGUUAUCUAGUCCCACUAUCACUAGUGCUGUUGGAAAUGAUGGGAAGAACUCUGCUUGCUUGACAGAUUUAAUUUCUGCAGGAAUUACACCUGAAAAACUACCUCCUUUCUCAGAUGCAGAGCUUGAUACUGCAGCAGUGACCCUGUUUGAUUUAUUAGUCAAAAAUGAUAACACUAAUCACUCAAAGAAUGCUGCAAAUGGAAUGAGACAGAUGCCAGUUUCCACAGUUCCAUCCCCAGGAGUUACAGGAACAGUGACGGUAACAAAUGUUACUCCUCCAAUACGUUCUUCCAGUGCAUCUAGUGUUGGGAGCAGAGGAAGCCCAGGCUCCUACAGCCGUCCAGCAAAGGUGGAUUCGACCAACAAAACUGCUCCUCCUCCUCCUGUCAUCAUGCUUGAGCCUGUGAAAAUUAAACAAGAGCCUGGUAUAGAAAACGAACCACUUAGCUAUCCAGUUGUUGUAGUGAAGCAGGAAUCUGCACGGCUCAGAAACCAAAACAUGUUUCUGUUGAGAGAGAAAAUCUUAAAUCGAACAAUUCCUUUUCCAGUACUGAAAAUAUCAAGUGACCAUCAGAUUAAUAGUUUGUCACAGUUUCUUGCUAACAGCAGGCAGGCUGAUAUGAAUGCUAAUUCACAAAAAUCUGUUGCACUGAAACCUGUCUUGACAUCUGAUGCUCCUGAUAGUACAGGAGACCAGCCAAAGCCUUCCAGUGAAGGUCAGCCAGAUGAAAGCCCUAGUAAAACAAAUCAGAAGUCUCCACGAACUUUGGCUGAGAAUGCCAACAAGGAAGAAGAUCCAAAUGAAGACUGGUGUGCCGUGUGCCAGAAUGGUGGGGAAUUGUUAUGCUGUGAGAAGUGCCCUAAGGUUUUCCAUCUGUCCUGUCAUGUACCAACACUGCUCAGUUUUCCCAGUGGAGAGUGGAUUUGUACAUUUUGCCGGGACUUGUCCAGACCAGAAGUAGAGUAUGACUCUGAUGAUUUCCGUUAUGGCCCUGAGAAGAGAAAAUCAGGAGCAUCUUCAGGAAUGUCUGCACUGGAUCAGAGGAGAUGUGAACGAGUUCUUCUUUUUUUAUACUGCCAUGAGAUGAGUUUAGCUUUCCAGGAUCCAGUUCCCUCCACAGUUCCUGAAUACUAUCGAAUCAUCAAACAUCCAAUGGACCUGGCAACUAUCAAGAAAAAACUCCAGAAAAAUCAUGCUCAUCACUACCAGAAACCAGAAGACUAUGUAAACGAUGUUAGACUUGUAUUUAAAAACUGUGCCGAUUUUAAUGAUCCUGGAUCUGAGGUCGCCCAUGCUGGCAAAGUUUUAGAAGAAUAUUUUGAAGAGCUGCUUAAGAGCCUGUAUCCAGAAAAAAAGUUUGAGUUUGAACUAUUUGAGGAGGAGAAGAAACUAAGCGAUGAUUCAGAAGACGAAUUUGUGCAACCUCGAAAAAAACGUAGACAAGAUGACCGUCCGUUUUACAUAAAAUGACUUUUCUCUGAAUUCCUAAUGGUUGACUACAUCAAUUUGACAGCCAUUUUUUUAAAAAAAUAUCCUAACAGAAAAUCUGUAAUGCUACAGAGUGAUAGAUGUAAAAUAGAAUCCAUUUUUAUACCUCA